Prorocentrum cordatum is the source of this 1685-nucleotide messenger RNA. NCBI's taxonomy places the organism in Eukaryota, Dinophyceae, Prorocentrales, Prorocentraceae. The record is from the annotation of a GenBank genome assembly.
AGGUGCAAAGAGCCGUCCAGCGCCCGAGCGGCGCAGAAGACCGACGUCAGCGGCGGCAACGCGGUACUGCGGAUCCGCGUGGACAGGCUCGAGGAGGGCCGCCUGGGCAUCACCCUGGACGAGCACCUCGUGCUGACGGGCGUCGACAGGCCCGACGCGAGGGCGCUCGGGUGGCGGGUGGGCGACGUGAUACUGAAGGCGAACGGCGAGAGGGUGCGGAACAGGGACGAGCUCCGCCGGCUGAUGCAGAACACGGUCCCGCCACUGUUCUUCGAGGUAGUGCGCCUGGCCGGUUCCACCGCCGCCGGAGUAGGAGCCCCUGCCGCCCAAGGCCGCUCGGGCGGCGGCCUCCCCGGCGCCCCGCGGGAGAGCCCCGCUGCCGCCCGGCCGCCGCCCCCGAUCCGGGCGCUGGCGGACCCGCCGCGCCGUGGAGCAGGAUACCCGAGCACAUCAGCUCCACAGAAGAGCGCCGCUCGCUUCGAUCUCCAAGGGGACGGUAUGCCCAACGCUGCACAAUCUGGGGGCGAGAUCGAGUCCUGGUUUGCGUUUGUUGGGGCGAAGAUCUUGGUUGUGAGCGACAACGGGCAUACGCUGCCUUGUACAGUCAUCGAGGUGGAUCAGACCAGAGUGAAAGUGCACGACGAUUCAGGUGAAUUGAAAGAUCAAUGGUUGCCGAAGCUAUCACCGCAUAUUCAUCCCGAUAUCCACCACGACCAUGUUGAUUACGACGUUGAUGAACCGUUCGACUUCGUUGGUGCAAAAGUCUUAGUGAUGAGUGGGAAAGGGCAUCCGUUGCCUUGUACAGUUGUCGAGGUUGAUGCGGAGAGAGUGAAAGUGCGCGACAACGCGCACGAGUUUGACGACGAAUGGUUGCCAAAGAAUUCCACUCACAUCAAUCCUAAAGGGGGCGGUAUUUUACAUGAUGGGGACGACAUCGACGAGUGGCUGGCCUUUGUCGGUGCUAAAAUCUUGGUCAUGGGCCACAACGGGCAUACGCUGCCCUGCACUGUCAUCGAGGUCGAGGAGGAUAGAGUGAAGGUGCACGAUGAAUCUGGCGAGUUGAAAGAUAAAUGGUUGCCGAAGCACUCACCGCACAUCCAUCCUGAUACACAUGAUGUCCCAGGAGAUAGUGAGUAUGUCGUUGACGAUCCAUUUUGCUUCGUCGGUGCGAAAGUUUUAGUCAUGAGCGGGAAAGGACACCCUCUACCUUGCACUGUCGUCGAGGUCGAUGAGGACAGAGUGAAAGUACGCGAUAAUGCGCACGAGUUCGAAGACGAAUGGCUGCCGAAGAAUUCCACCCACAUCAAUCCCAAAGAUGGCGGCGUCUUACAAAAUGGGGACGACAUCGACGAGUGGUUGGCCUUUGUCGGUGCUAAGAUCUUGGUCAUGGGCGAUAACGGGCACACGCUGCCAUGCACUGUCAUCGAGGUCGAGGAGGAUAGAGUGAAAGUGCACGAUGAAUCUGGUGAGUUGAACGACAAAUGGUUGCCGAAGCAUUCACCGCACAUCCAUCCUGAAGUUGCCAAUGUUCCACAACUGGACGGUGCAGUGGGGGGCGGAACUGGAGCUACAUAGUUGCUCGGUAGUACAGACUUCCCGGCUUUCCCGGCGCUUGCGCCGCUGGAAAAAGAUAGUUAUACAGUGCAUAACGUCGUCACCCAGCAGUAUUUUCGUUUUUGUUGUCA